Impatiens glandulifera is the source of this 3258-nucleotide messenger RNA. RefSeq names its product vacuolar sorting protein 18-like. The transcript is spliced from 24 exons. The record is from RefSeq and is a predicted model, not a curated record. NCBI's taxonomy places the organism in Eukaryota, Viridiplantae, Streptophyta, Magnoliopsida, Ericales, Balsaminaceae. The coding region runs from base 40 to 3018 and encodes 992 amino acids. Gene Ontology annotation, molecular function: protein-macromolecule adaptor activity. Gene Ontology annotation, cellular component: HOPS complex; endosome. Gene Ontology annotation, biological process: vacuole organization; vesicle-mediated transport; organelle fusion.
UGAUGGUUUCUGCAUGUCAAGGUGAAGAAUUCGGGUUCUAUGGAAGCGGGGAAGCCAGUUUUCUCUGUAGAUCUCUUGGAGAGGUAUGCAGCCAAGGGGCGUGGAGUGAUUACAUGUAUGGCUGCUGGAAAUGAUGUUAUUGUACUAGGAACCAGUAAGGGAUGGGUGAUCAAAUAUGAUUUUGGAGUUGGAGGUUCUUCUGAUAUUGACCUAUCUGUGGGCCGCGGGGGGGAGCAAUCUAUCCAUAGAGUUUUUGUGGAUCCAGGAGGUAGUCAUUGCAUUGCAACUGUUGUUGGCAAUGGAGGACCUGAAACAUUUUAUACACAUGCAAAAUGGACUAAGCCACGCGCUCUGAGCAAACUGAAAGGUCUUACAGUUAAUGCUGUUGCUUGGAAUAAACAACAGAUAACAGAAGCUUCUACAAGAGAAGUGAUUCUUGGUACUGACAAUGGACAGCUUCACGAAAUUUGUGUGGAUGAGAAGGAUAAGAAGGAGAAGUACAUGAAAUUUUUAUUUGAGCUCAAUGAACUUCCAGAAAGUUUCAUGGACUUGCAGAUGGAAACAGCCAGUGUAAGCAAUGGAACUAGAUAUUAUGUGAUGGCAGUUACUACUACCCGCCUUUAUUCGUUCACUGGCAUUGGAUCACUUGAGACCGUUUUUAUGACCUAUGCUGAUCGUCAUGUGCGUUUUAUGGAACUUCCGGGUGAAAUUCCCAACAGUGAAUUGCAUUUCUUUAUCAGGCAAAGAAGGGCUGUACAUUUUGCAUGGCUAUCAGGAGCUGGAAUAUAUCAUGGAGGCCUUAAUUUUGGUGCUUCACAUAGCUCCCCAAAUGGUGAUGAGAACUUUGUUGAGAGCAAGGCUCUCUUGGGCUACUCAAAAUUAUCUGAGGGUACAGACACUGUUAGACCUAAUUCUCUGGCAUUAUCGGAGUUUCAUUUUCUUCUUCUCUUGGGGUGCAAGGUUAAGGUUGUAAAUAGAAUAAGUGAACAUAUUAUAGAGGAGCUUCAGUUUGAUCAAACAUCAGAAUCACUUUCAAAGGGUAUCAUUGGUCUAUGCAGCGAUGCUUCUGCUGGAUUGUUCUAUGCUUAUGACCAGAACUCCAUUUUCCAGGUGUCUGUAAAUGAUGAAGGUCGACAUAUGUGGAAAGUGUACCUUGAUUUGAAGGACUAUGCAUCAGCUUUGGCAAAUUGUCGUGAUCCAUUACAGAGAGACCAAGUUUAUCUUGCCCAGGCUGAAGCUGCAUUUUUAGCCAAAGAUUUUUUAAGAGCAGCAUCUUUCUAUGCGAAGAUUAACUACGUAUUGUCAUUUGAAGAAAUCACCUUGAAGUUCAUUAGUGUGAAUGAACAGGAUGCUUUAAAAACGUUCUUGUUGAGGAAGCUUGAUAAUCUUACAAAGGACGACAAAUGCCAAAUAACUAUGAUUUCCACAUGGGCAACGGAGCUGUAUCUGGAUAAGAUCAAUAGACUACUCCUGGAAGAUGAAACUGCUGCUGAAGAUCGUAACUCAGAGUUGCAUUUGAUCAUACGUGAGUUUCGUGCUUUUCUCAGUGACUCCAAAGAUGUAUUGGAUGAGGCAACAACAAUGAAGCUCUUAGAAAGUUAUGGGAGAAUGGAUGAGCUGGUAUUUUUUGCCAGUUUGACGGAACAGUAUGAGAUAGUUGUUCAUAAUUAUAUCCAGCAAGGAGAGGCAAGGAAGGCAUUGGAAGUGCUUCGAAAACCUUCUGUGCAAAUAGAUCUCCAGUACAAAUUUGCCCCUGACCUCAUUAUGCUUGAUGCCUAUGAAACUGUGGAGUCAUGGAUGACAACAAAAGACUUGAAUCCAAGGAAGCUAAUACCUGCAAUGAUGCGUUAUUCAAGUGAACCUCAUGCAAAGAAUGAAACACAUGAAGUAAUCAAGUACUUGGAGUUUUGUGUUCAUCGCUUGCAGAAUGAGGAUCCUGGCAUCCACAACUUGCUGCUUUCUUUGUAUGCCAAGCAGGAGAAUGAUGGUGCCCUCCUGCGUUUCCUGCAAUACAAGUUUGGUAAAGGGCGAACAGAUGGGCCUGACUUCUUCUAUGAACCCAAGUAUGCUCUGCGUCUAUGUCUUAAAGAGAAGAGGAUGAGAGCCUGUGUUCACAUAUACAGCAUGAUGUCCAUGCAUGAAGAGGCUGUUGCUCUAGCUCUACAGAUUGAUGCAGAGCUUGCAAAGGCUGAAGCUGACAAGGUUGAAGAUGAUGAAGACUUGAGGAAGAAUCUCUGGUUAAUGGUGGCCAAACACGUUGUUGAACAAGAAAAAGGAACUAAGAGGGAAAACAUCAGACAAGCAAUAGCAUUUCUGAAGGAAACAGAUGGCUUAUUGAAGAUCGAAGAUAUUCUGCCAUUCUUUCCAGAUUUUGCAUUAAUUGAUGACUUUAAGGAGGCAAUUUGCACAUCAUUGGAGGACUACAACAAGCAAAUCGAACAGCUAAAACAGGAGAUGAAUGAUGCCACACAUGGUGCUGACAACAUUAGGAAUGACAUUAACGCGCUCGCUCAGAGAUAUGCUGUCAUUGAUCCCGAAGAGGAAUGCGGGGUUUGUGGGAAGAAAAUCAUAAGUGCGGGCUGGGAUCAGCGAUUAGCUAGAGGUGGUUAUUCAUCUGUAGUAGGUCAUAUGGCACCUUUCUAUAUAUUUCCAUGCGGACAUGCAUUUCACGCACAAUGCCUGAUUACCCAUGUGACAAGUCGUACAAACCGAGCUCAAGCAGAAUAUUUUCUGGACCUUCAGAAACAACUUACCUUACUAGGAGUUGAUUCAAAAGAAUCAAAUGGUGGCUUAAGAAGAAACAACGAACUGAUUAUAACUAGCUUAUCGCCGGUGGACAAGAUAAGGUCACAAUUAGAUGAUGCUAUAGCUAGUGAAUGUCCCUUUUGUGGUGAUUUGAUGAUUCGUGAGAUAUCUUUACCAUUAAUUCUGUUUGAGGAGGCCAACGAGGCCACAACCUGGGAGAUAAAACCACACAAUGUUGGACCUCUGAGAAGCCUUUCUUUAACUGCUGCAUAAGGGAGGGAGGAAUGAAGCUUAACUAUAACAAUAAGGCUAGGUAAAUAUUUGAGAAUUUGAGGAGCUGUAUUCUGUUACAUGAUUUAAUUUGGUUGCAUCUUUCUUUUGAUAAAGACCUUGAAAUAAUUUAACACAAUGAGAUAAAUUAUGUGUCUAAGCCCCAAAGUAGAGUUAGAGAAUUCACAUAAGAAUGAUAUAUAUAAGUCAAAACCAUUAUAACCAUGUAAUAUGAUAUAAAUG